UUUUAAUACAAAAUCGAAGUAGAAUAUAAUAGAUUCAUUCUUAAAUCAAUAUUGUUCAGAAAAUGGCGUCUCUACGCUUUGUGGUCACAGUGGUUGCUGCUGUGGUAGCGAGCUUCAUAGUUUAUGCUUCGGGCGAUGCGGCGCUGAGAGAAAGGAUAAUAAAAGCAGAAAGCAUCUGUGAAAAAGUGGAUUGUAGAGAUUCCUGCAUUUACCAAUACUUUGGAGUCAUAGACAAGGACGGGAAAUACGUCGAGAGCAAAGCAGUUGAAAUGAUGGGCAUUGCGAUAGAAAAAAAAAUGUUGAAUGAAACACAAGUCGCCCAAAUCGCUAAACAUUGCAACUCUGUAAACAAAGACAUGAUGACCGGCUGUGCGCGGGGUCGUCAGGUGAAUAUGUGCAUCGAAUUCUUAAUAAGAGAGGCAUCCGGAAGAACUCCGGAACAAAAUUACGUGCCCAAGAAGUAUAACGUACCACGAAACAGAGAUUACUAAAUCUAACUUCACUUUAAGAAAAUGAAAUGAAAUGAAAAUGAAAUAUUUAUUUUUCAAGUAGGCAUAUUACAAUGCGCACAUGAACGUCAAAUAAAGCUACGCCGGCUCUAACCCUACGUCUCAGCCUCGAGAAGAUUUCAGUCCCCCCUCAUUUGGGAGGGGGGAAUCCACCAUGGGCGGGCCACUUCUUUUCAAAACAUUACAUCUUAUCAUGUAAUACAGUCUUAUAAUCAA
This is a messenger RNA of Leguminivora glycinivorella, 725 nucleotides long. RefSeq lists its product as uncharacterized. Lineage: Eukaryota; Metazoa; Arthropoda; Insecta; Lepidoptera; Tortricidae. Gene Ontology annotation, molecular function: odorant binding. The transcript is spliced from 5 exons. The record is from RefSeq and is a predicted model, not a curated record. The coding region runs from base 63 to 491 and encodes 142 amino acids.